UUCGAAUAUUCCCUUUUUUAGUUCCUCCGCAGCAUAUACCUUUAUUAUUACUACUAGUAUUGUUUCUCUAAACCUAUAUAUUAUCUUAAUUGAUUUAGUUUUUACUUGAACAAAAAAAUGCAAGUUUUUCGUAAAAUGAAGAGAGUCACUGUCCCGUUUGACGAUAAGACGACGAAAGGUCGGAUCAUUGGACGUGGCCAACAAGCUGAUCAAAUCAGUUACCACGCCGAUGAUGAUGCUCUCGUUUUUGGUUUGCCGGAUGGUGUUGCAGAGAACGAUUCAGCUUUUGAUCACACGCAAGUAUCAAUGUACGAUUCGAGAGAAGUGAUUGAAGAUGUGCCAAUACCGGUCUUCUGUAAUAUCGAUUUGGAUUUAUUCCAGAAUUCUCUGUCGACUACGGUUACCAAGGCUUUGGAAUUGUUUUCCUUUCUAAAGUCUAAUAAGCCGAUACUCCAGCAAAAUGUAAUGAAAUAUCUUAGGGAUUUUGGUUAUAAUUCCGCUAUAUGCAAGACAAAAUGGGAGAGUUCAAGUGGAUCAGUUAAGGGCGGAAAUUACGAAUUCAUUGAUGUAAUUAGAUCGGAUUCCUCCAAUCAAAUGAUUACUCGUUACAUCAUCGACCUUGAUUUUGCAGCAGAGUUCGAGAUAGCAAGGCCUACGAAUCACUACAAUUGGAUGUUGCAAUCAUUGCGGAAGGUUUUUGUAGGCAAAAGUGAAGAAUUAAAGCAGAUAUUGAAGGUAAUGAGCGAGGCUGUUAGGCGAUCGUUGAGAAGCAAAGAGCUCCAUAUUCCUCCGUGGAGAAAACACGGCUUCAUGCAAAACAAGUGGUUAGGUGCUUACAAAAGGACAACCAAUAUCCUGCCGUCUCUAAACUUACCGCCGUUGAAACAGACUGAUGUUGUUCAGUGUUGCUCUGUUGGGUUUAAUGCUGCUGUUAACUGCUAUUAACUCUUCCCGCAACAACUCGUUUGUACUUGGAUGAUAGCUACAAUAUGUGAAAAUUACUAAUCAAUAUUUUUACUUCAAAUGCUUAUC
Solanum stenotomum is the source of this 1032-nucleotide messenger RNA. RefSeq lists its product as uncharacterized. NCBI's taxonomy places the organism in Eukaryota, Viridiplantae, Streptophyta, Magnoliopsida, Solanales, Solanaceae. The transcript has a single exon. The coding region runs from base 118 to 945 and encodes 275 amino acids. The record is from RefSeq and is a predicted model, not a curated record.